This is a messenger RNA of Gadus macrocephalus (Pacific cod), 12247 nucleotides long. Its product is annotated as protocadherin-16-like. The record is from RefSeq and is a predicted model, not a curated record. Gene Ontology annotation, biological process: homophilic cell-cell adhesion. NCBI's taxonomy places the organism in Eukaryota, Metazoa, Chordata, Actinopteri, Gadiformes, Gadidae. Gene Ontology annotation, cellular component: plasma membrane. Gene Ontology annotation, molecular function: calcium ion binding.
GGAGGAGGAGGAGGGACCCAUCGCUGGGCUGGAUUGGGUUUCAAUCGGCGUGCCUGGCCCAGUUAGCCCACAAGCUGCUGGAUGCAGAUCGACUGAUGCUCUGUGCUUGAUGCUGAUGAUCGCGAUACGCCACUCACGCGGUCACAUCACCCCGAGACGAAAGCAGAGAGGCGGGUGAAACAGGAGAAAGUUGGAGAAGUUGACUUUCCUUGAUCGGCUUUUCGAGCGUGGAUAAGCACGUUGCGCUGAAGUUUGUUUCUCGGGCAGAAAAAGGUACACAUUAAAAGUGGAGCUUGGAAGUGGGAACGCCGUUCAAAAGGAAUACACUUUUAAUGACAUGGAUAUGACGUGUGACUCUUCUCGCACUUCUGACCUGCAGUCCAAAAGGGAAUAACGCGAUCCGCUUGGGUAUCUAUCGCGAUACCCACCGACCGACCUGCCGCCUAGCGCAAUUAGAAAAGGAGCCAAUUAAUGUUCAAAACGAAGGAGCCAGUGUGAACACAGUGGCCAAGGGUUUGGGGAAGUUCUAUAAUGAACCCAGUGCACCGUGGCCCUUGCUGGAACAGGAUGCUGCUGCUAAUGGCGUACAUGGCUCUGGAGCUGCUCACACUUCACUCCCCCCUGGUUCUGGGCGCCCUGGAGCUCCAACUGGACGAGGAGCAACCAGCGGGCACCAUCGUGGGCGACAUUAGCGCCGGGCUGCCGGCGGGCACCACCGCCUCGCUCUACUUCAUCUCUGACCACGAGGGCACCGGCGUGGGCACGGACCUGGACAUCGACGAGAGCACGGGCAUCAUUAAGACGGCAAAGGUCCUGGACAGGGAGAUGCGGGACCGGUACAACUUCAUCGCGGUCACCAUGACCGGCGUGACGGUGGAGGUGACCAUCAAGGUGAACGACAUCAACGACCACGGCCCGGUCUUCCCGAAGAAGCACGCCACAUUCACGAUUCCAGAGCAGACCGCCAUCGGAACCAAGUUCUCACUGGAGCCGGCCGUGGACGCCGACCGAGAUCAGCUGACAACGCAGGGAUACCUCGUCAAGGACGGCAACAUUGGCCAGGCCUUCACUCUGGAGACGAGAAGAGGCACCAACAAGGUCCUCUACAUCGACCUGGUGGUCAACGCCAUUCUUGACCGAGAGAAGAGGUCCACCUACACGUUAUCCCUUGAGGCGUUUGACGGUGGCUCCCCUAAAAGAACCGAUCAAAUGACUCUAGACAUCUCCGUGCAGGACAUAAACGACAACGCUCCCGUUUUUAACCAGAGCCGCUACCACGCCAUCAUAUCGGAGAGCCUGCCCCCGGAGAGCAACAUCCUGCAGGUGUUCGCCACCGACGCGGACGAGGGCAACAAUGGCUUAGUGCUGUACGAGAUCAACCGGCGGCAGAGCGACCCCGACCGCUACUUUGUCAUCGACCCUCGUUCGGGAAUGAUCACCCUCAACCAGCCGCUGGACUUUGAGAUGAGGAGGGUUCACGAGCUGGUGGUCCAGGCCCAAGACAACGCCAGCCAGCCGGAGGUCACCAACGCCUUCGUCACCGUCCACGUGCGGGACUACAACGACAACCAGCCCACCAUGACCAUCAUCUUCCUCAGCGAGGACGGCUCCCCCCGCAUCUCCGAGGGAGCGCAGCCGGGCCAGUAUGUGGCCCGCAUCUCGGUGACCGACCCGGACUACGGCGAGUACGCCAACGUCAACGUGUCCCUGGAGGGCGGCGACGGGAAGUUCGCCCUGACCACCAAGGACAACAUCAUCUACCUGAUCUGCGUGGACCAGAUCCUGGACAGGGAGGAGAGGGACAUGUACGAGCUGAGAGUGAUGGCCACCGAUUCGGGCACACCUCCCCUCCGUGCCGAAUCCUCCUUCGUCAUUCAGGUGGUGGACGUCAACGACAACCCGCCGCUGUUCGACCAGCCGGUGUACAGGCAGGUGAUCCCCGAGGUGGUGUUCCCGGGGAGCUUCGUGUUGCAAGUGACCGCCAGGGACAAGGACCAGGGACCCAACGGGGACGUGACCUACAGCCUCCUGCGGGACCAGCAGACCCAGUGGGACUGGUUCAGCGUCGACGCCGAGACCGGGAUCAUCACCACCCUGUCCCAGCUGGAUUACGAGAAGGACCCCAAGCCGAGCGUGACAGUGGUGGCCACGGACGGAGGGAGACCACCCUUGACCUCCACCGCCGUGGUGAACAUCGUCCUCCAGGAUAUGAACGACAACGAGCCUGUGUUCGGGAGAAGCUUCUACAACGUUUCCAUCAAGGAGAACACGCCGGCGGGAACAUGCAUACUUGAGGUGUCGGCGUCGGACGCCGACGGAGGUUCCUUCGGCUCCAUCAGCUACUCCCUGGGCUCCGGCCUCAACAGCUCGCCCCCCGCACAGUUCUCCGUCAACAAGGAGACGGGGGAGAUCUGCACCUCCCUGGCCCUGGACCGGGAGCACGGACAGAGCAGCUACGACUUCACCGUCAACGCCGUGGACGGGGGGGGCUUGAGCUCGGCGGUGUACGUGAAAGUGGAUCUGGUGGACAUCAACGACAACCUGCCCACCUUCUACCCUUUGAGCUACGCCGUCAGUUUGAGUACCCAGAGUGCACCUGGGACCUCGGUGGUCAGGGUGAUGGCCUACGACCCCGACACCGGCGAGAACGGCCGAGUGACGUACCGGACGGCACCGGGAGGGGCCUCGCCUUACUUCACCCUCAACAAGGACACCGGCGUGAUCUCCCUGUCCCGAUCGCUCCACGGCAAGGCCAACUCCGUCAUCACCAUGGCGAUCUCGGCGCAAGAUGGCGGCGGACUGGUGGCCCCCGUCGACGCGCGGGUUAACAUCAGUGUGGUGGCCGGCGUGGUUGCGCCCCCUGUCUUCCAGCAGAGUCAGUACCACUUCACCGUGUCCGAAGACUCGAUGCGCGGCGUGCUGGUGGGCGUCGUUCAGGCCAGCGUUAAAAUAGGUUCCCCGAAGGACAUCCUGUACACCAUUAGUUCCGGGGACCCCGCCGGUUACUUUUCCGUGGACCCCGACACGGGGGCUCUCCGGACCAGCCUGCCGCUGGACCACGAGGCCCAGCCCGUCCUGGACCUGGAGCUGCAGGCCCGCUGCGGCAGGCCUCCCGCCUACGGCCAGACCCGCGUCCGCGUCACCGUGGCCGACGUCAACGACAACGCCCCUCUCUUCCUGCCCUCCUCCGCCGAGUCGCUCCUGCUCCCGGAGCAGACGGAGAUGGGCGCGGUGGUGUACCGCGUCCGGGCCGACGACGCCGACUCCGGGGUCAACGGGCAGCUGACCUUUGACCUCGACCCGUCCGCCCCCGGCGGCGGCGGCGGCGUCCAGAGGAUGUUCAGCGUCGACCGCGGCAGCGGCGAGGUCCGGCUGGCGGGGAGCCUCUCGUACGAGAGCGCGCCCCGCUUCGACCUGCGGGUGACGGCCCGCGACGGCGGCGUGCCCCAGCGGAGCUCCGUGCUCACGCUGGUGGUGCACGUGCAGGCGGAGAACGCCCAGGGCCCCGUGUUCGACACCGUCAGCUACCGCGUGGAGCUGAAGGAGGGCACGCCGCUCAACACGCGCUUCCUGCAGGUGCGCGCCCUCGACCGGGAGACCCCCGCCCACGCCGGCCCCUCCCCGGCCGGCGCCCCGGUCUACCACCUCCGGCCGGACGGCGACGCGGCGGGCUUCGGCGUGGCGCCGGACAGCGGCUGGCUGUUUGUGCGGAGCUCCCUGGACCGCGAGGCCAAGGACACGUACCUCCUGACGGUGCUCGCCAGCGCCGGGCACGGGCAGCUGAAGAAGACGGGCAGCGCCACCGUGCGCGUGGCGGUCACGGACGAGAACGACAACGCGCCGCGGCUGACGCAGGAGCGCGUGUUCCUGGCGGUGAAGGAGAACCUGCCGGCGGGCACGGGCUUCGGGCGCGUGGCCGCCACCGACCGGGACAGCGGCCAAAACGCGCGGCUCACCUACCGCUUCCUACAAGCCGACCGCCACUUCCAGAUCAACCCCCAGACAGGGGAGAUCAGCACCAGGGAGGCCCUGGACCGAGAGCACCAGUCCAGCCACCAGCUGCUGCUGUCGGUGCAGGACGGCGGAUCCCCCCCCAGGAGCUCCACCGGCACGGCCUUCAUCACCGUCCAGGACGACAACGACAACGCCCCCGCCUUCAGCCCCCACACGCCCGGGAAGAUCCUCGCCAUGCAGCACGCACCUCUUUUUUCUCUCCAGGUGCUCAGUCUGACCCGACCCUCCUCCCCCACCAACUCCGUCUCCCUGACCUUCAACUCGGUGGAGGGGGCCACCCCGGGCUCGGUCCUGGGGUCCGUGCGGCUCCAGGGGGGCGACCCGCGCCGCCAGCUGACCUACGCCGUGGUGGGGGGCUCCGACCCGGACGGGACCUUCGCCGUGGACCGCCUCACGGGCGACGUCUACCUGGCGCGGCCGCUGGACUACGAGCGCGACGCCCGCUACACGCUGCAGAUCGAGGUGGACGACCCUGACCCCGACCCCCCGGGGGCCGGCGGACGGACCCUGGUGCGGCUGGACGUCGACGUCGCCGACGGCAACGACCACUCGCCCGAGUUCCCCGAGGACCCGGUCACCGUGGUGGUCUCGGAGGGCGCGGCCGCCGGCUCCACCCUCUUCACCUUCCAGGCGUCGGACGGCGACGGCGGCGGGCACAGCGAGCUGAGCUACUCCGUCCUGCGGCAGUGGCCCGACGUCCCGGGGCUGCUGAUCCUCGACCCCGUCACGGGCGCGCUCUCCCUGGGCCGGGCGCUGGACCGCGAGGCCACCGCCUCCCUCAUCCUGGUCGUCCAGGCGACCGACGCGGCGCCGGACGCGGGCCAGCGGCGGCGGGGCUCGGUGACGGCGAGGGUCUUCGUGACGGACGAGAACGACAACGCGCCGGCGUUCAGCUCGCCGGCGGCGGUCAGCGUGAUGGAGGACCAGCCCGUGGGCUUCGUGGCGCUGUACGUGGUGGCGAGGGACGCGGACCAGGGGGAGAACGGACGCGUCAGCUACAGCAUCGAGUCGGGCAACGCCGGGGGCGCCUUCUCCCUCAACCCCAACACAGGCUCCUUGUCCAUCUUCAAGCCUCUGGACCGCGAGGAGGAGGAAACCUUCAACCUCACGGUGGUCGCUAAGGAUCACGGGACGCCACAGCGCACGUCCAGCCAGCUGCUCUGUGUGCACGUGAUCGACGUCAACGACGAGGUCCCCCAGUUCGAGGAGGUCCAGUAUGAGGCUGAGAUCCCUGAGAACCGCCCCCAGGGGUUCAGCGUCCUGGCGGUCUCCGCCGUAGACCUAGACCAAGGGACCAAUGGUCACGUGACAUAUGGCAGGGUUUCGGGAGAGGGCUUCAACAUUGACCCGGUAACUGGUGUCAUAACGACAGCCAAGGCGCUGGACAGGGAGACCCAGGAGUACUACACGCUGACAGUGUACGCCAAAGACGGAGGCCUUCCGCCCAACGUUGCCAAGGCGACGGUCAAGAUCCGAGUGACCGACGAAAACGACAACGCUCCGGUGUUCGGGCGGCUGUACUACAGCAUCGAGGUUCCAGAAAAUGCUGAGCCUUCUGAUCUCUUCACACUAAGAGCAACGGACCAAGACACAGGGGAGAGAGGGGAGAUAAACUACAAACUAACAGCGGGCGACACAUCGUCCGACUUCCGUCUGGACAGGCGGUCGGGGAAGCUGUCCACCUCCAGGCCCCUGGACCGGGAGAGGAAGGCCCGCUACAGCCUGGCGGUGGUGGCCCAGGACCAGGGCCGCCCCUCCCUCAGCGGCACCGUCACCGUGGAGGUGAGCGUCCUGGACGUCAACGACCACGCCCCGCGCUUCCAGAGCGCCAGCUACACCGCCGACGUGUCGGAGGACGUCCAGGUGGGCUCCUUCGUACUGGAGGUGAAGGCCGGCGACCUGGACACGGGCGCCAACGGCCAGGUGGUGUACUUCCUGAGCGGGGGCUCCCAGGGCAUGUUCAUCGUCGACCAGACCACCGGCCGCGUCAUCACGGCGGCGCCGCUCGACCGCGAGAAGACGGGCUCGUACAACUUCGACGUGCACGCCGCCGACUCCUCGCCGUCCAACCCGCUCAACGCCAGCGCCCACGUCACCGUCUACAUCCAGGACGUCAACGACAACGCCCCCUUCUUCGUCCAGGACCCCCUGGUGAUCAACGUGUCGGCCACGGCCGGGACCAGCCACCGCGUGCUGGCCACCAUGCGGGCGGAGGACAAGGACUUCGGGGCCAACGGCUCGGUGUUCUACCGCUUCGCCAGCCCCGUGCGCGGCUUCAGCAUCAACUCCCUGACGGGGGACAUCCAGGCCACGGAGAGGCUGCAGGCCCUCACCCAGAGCCAGCGGACCCUCAUCGUGGAGGCCAUGGACCAGGGCUCCCCGUCCCAGUCCUCCCUGGGGGUGGUCAUCGUCUACAUCCACGAGCAGAGCUAUCGGGGGAUCCGCUUCCCGCGCAAUGCGCGGGACGUCAGCGUGCAGGAGAACGCCGUCAAAGGUACAGCUAUAAUACAAACACAGGCGCAGUACCCAGGCGGCUCGCGUAUGGGGAUAACCUACAGCCUCUUCAGCGGUAACAAGAUGCAGUUUUUUGGCAUCAACCCCACCUCUGGCGAAAUCUGGGUCCAGAACUCAGAGGUGCUGGACUUUGAGGAGACCCCGAGACUCCGCCUGGUGGUGAAGGCCGAGACGGCGUCGUCCAGCUCCUACAUGGCGGUCAACCUGAUCAUACAGGACGUGAACGACAACCUGCCGCGCUUCCAGCUCCAGAACUACGUUGCUUACAUCCGCGAGGCGCAGGGCUACGACUUCCCCAUCAUCCAGGUGUUUGCGAACGACCUGGACCAGGGUCAGAACGGCCAGGUGAGCUACUCCCUCCGCUCGUCCUCCAUGAGCAGCCUGUUUAAGAUCGACCCGGUGACGGGAAGCGUCUCCACGGCGGCCAUCAUGGAUCGAGAGAUCUGGACACACACAAAGCUGGUCGUCAUGGCAACAGACAGGGGAUCCCCGCGGCUGGCCGGCUCCGCCACCCUCACGGUCAUCAUCGUCGACCUCAACGACAACAGUCCCACCAUACCGCUGCCCAGGGAGGUGCGCGUGGCCGAGGACACACUGGUUGGCACGGUGAUCACCCAGGUUACGGGGAACGACGUGGACUCGGGGCCGGCCCUGUCCUACACGCUGUUGCUGGCGGCCGACUGCCAGGGCGCCUUCGGGAUCCGCCGCCACAGUGGGGGCGUGUCACUCACCGCCCCGCUGGACUACGAGGAGAGGAGCUGGUUCACCCUGACGGUCCGCACCUCAGACUCCAGGCACCAGAGUGAGGCCAACCUCACCGUGCUGGUGGAAGACGUCAACGACAACGCACCCUUGUUCACCCAGGACCUGUACCAGGUGACCGUGUCCGAACACCACCCUGCCGGCAGCAGCGUCGUCACGGUCACGGCCACCGAUCGCGACUCUGCAGACAACGGCAAGGUCAUCUAUCGAGUGAUGUCAUCAACCAGGGACAUUUUCUACAUCGACUCAAAUAAUGGCACCCUUUUCAUCAGCCAAAAGGCCGAGUUUGACGUGGAGAACCCUUCCAUCCUGGUGGUGAUCGAGGCUCGCGAUCUUGGAACGCCGUCCCUCUCCUCGUUUGCCACCGUCCAGGUGCAGGUGUCGGACACAAACGACAACGCCCCCGUCUUCCACCAGUCCGAGUACCGAGCCAGCAUACCGGAGGACGGGCCCCCGGGGUCAACCAUCCUGACCCUUGAAGCCGUGGACGCCGACCUGUCACGGGACAACUGCGCCUUCGACUUUGCCAUCGCCAGCGGCAACACGGGCAACGCCUUCCAGAUCGAGAGCAGCGUGCGCUUCCUGGAGGGGCGGGGCUUUCAGACGGUCGGUAACCUGAUCCUGGCCGAGGGGCUGGACUUUGAGGCGGUGGCGAGCUACAACCUGAGCGUGGUGGUGUCGGACCGCGGCGUCCCCCAGCGUAGCUCCAGCGUGCCCGUUCUCAUCGGGGUCCUGGACGCCAACGACAACCCGCCCACCCUCAGCCGGUCCGAGUACAGCGUGGUGCUGAGCGAGGGGACUGCCGCAGGGGCGGAGAUCCUUCACCUCUCGGCCACCGACCCGGACUCUGCACCCAACGGAGAGGUCCAGUACUCCAUCAGCUCCGGGGAUGAGACGGGCUUGUUCCAGGUUGACCGCUGGACCGGGGCGCUGAGGCUGCAGAAAACCCUGGACAGGGAGAGGCGAUCUGUUCACGUGGUAGUCGUUCAAGCCAGUGACAGUCAGGGGCACUACGCCCUGGCGCCCGUCACCGUGGAGGUGAAGGACGUCAACGACAACCUCCCUUAUUUCCCCCUCAAGCUUUUGAGCGCCAGCGUCCGAGAGAACCAGCCCCAGAACGCCUUGGUCACCGUGCUGCACGCCAUCGACCAGGACAGGGGUGUGUUCGGCCAGCUGAGAUACUACAUGCUGGACGACCCUAAAGAACAAGCUUUCCUCAUUAACCAGACCUCAGGCGAGGUGCGAACUCGCACCACCUUCGACUACGAAAAAGUGAACUCUUUCCAGUUUGUGGCAGUGGCCAUGGACACGGGCAACUACUCUGCCACGGUGACGGUACAGGUGUACGUGACCGGAGAGGACGAGUACGACCCGGCCUUCACCUCCUCCGAGUUUUCCUUCCUGGUGCCUGAGGGAGCGCGGAAGGGCCAGAGCAUUGGCCAGGUGCAGGCCCUGGACGAGGACGAAGGCGUGGACGGCGUGGUGCUCUACUCCCUCGCCGACAGCUCCCAGCCGUACUUUGAGGUCAACAAGACGACCGGCGUCAUCGCCCUGAAGAUGGACAGCUACGGCCGUCACUCGGGACGCUCCAAGAGGGAGGUGCGCACGAUGACCCUGGACGUGGUCGCCCACAGCCCCUUGGAGAGGUCUCGCGUCGCCACCGCGCACGUCGCCAUCGACGUCACCCACACGGCCUUCGGCCUCCCCUCCAACAUGAACGCGCUGCUGAUCGGCGUCAUCGCCGUCUCCCUGGGCACCAUCGUCAUCCUGAUCGUCGUCGCCGUGGCGCUGUUCUUCAUCAAGCUGAGGCGGCGGAAGAAGGAGCAUCGCCCGUACUGCCUCCCCCCGCCAACCGCCACGGUGCUCCACAAGCUGGAGGAGAGCAAGCUGGCCGGCAAUGAGAUGAUCUACCACCAGGCGCUGCCCGGCUACGGCCCUGUUCAGGUCGGGAGCGGCGGGGGCCCCUACGCUCGCGGCGGCUCCCUGGACCCCUCCCACUCCAGCGGUCGGGGUUCGGCGGAGGCGGAGGCGGCGGACGACGACGAGAUCCGCAUGAUCAACGAGUACCCUCGCGUCUCCAGCAUCUCCUCCUCCAUGCAGGAGCGCAUCUCGGCCCGGGGUCCCGACUCGGGGAUCCAGCAGGACGCCGACCAGCUCUCGGACAUCUCCGGUGAGCCCUCCAUGGACGCCGGCCAGUGGUACAAGGCCAAGAAACUGGGCAGCCUGACCAGCACCCUGCUGGCCGGACAGGGGCCCGUUUACAGGGACGAGGGUGGCGGGUACCUGGGCGUGGGCCGGGGGCUGAACAUCGCUCACCCCAAAGACUACGCUUUCCCGGAGGACGGGAAGCCGCCGGUGGACGGCUCCCUGACGGCCAUCGUAGCCAGUGACGAGGAGCUCAGGGGCAGCUACAACUGGGACUACCUCUUGAACUGGUGUCCCCAGUUCCAGCCCCUGGCCAACGUGUUCACAGAGAUCGCUCGCCUCAAGGACGAGACUGCUCCGCCGAACCCCCGCCGGCCGUUCCCCCACAAGGCGAAGGCCGAGCCCAGGAUCGAUCCCCCGCCACUGAUCACCUCCGUGGCCCAUCCGGGGGCCAAGACUGUUCCCCCCAAGCCCGCCGUGGGGAGGUCCUUCCCCCACCUGGCCUCCCUGCGGAGGUCUCCCCUCAGCAGCGACGGCUCCAUCUCCUCGGCCGCCAUGUCCCCCAGCUUCUCCCCGUCCCUGUCGCCGCUGGCAGCCCGCUCGCCCGCCGUCACGCCCUUCAACGUCUCGCAGGGGCCCUCGGCGUCCAUGAUCAGCGCCACGGAGCACCACCUCGAGCACAGCGAGGAGGCAGAGAUCAGGAUCUGAACCCACAGCCCGGGCCCCCUGCUGAAGGCCGGUCAGAGGGGUGUCCAUUGCUGUUCCAGGGACACUAGAUAACAACCUACGGACUCUGUCUCUGAAAGGACGAUUCGCUAAUAUGCUUUUUUCCUCGGACCAACGGACCAGGACGGACUAGGUCCAAACGGUCUAGAGGGACGUAAGGAAGGAAACGAACCCAUGAACCAUAUGAAGGAACUGGGCAGAAAAUGGACACAAAAGCCUAGUUUGGACCUGGUUUGUCAGAUUGAUCAGUGUUCAUUUGCACAUUCAAGUCGUGGUGAUGGGGGGAGGGGGCGGAAUUCAUACAUGAUGUCACUAUUUUGUAAAAAGCAUUGUUUAUAUUUUUUAUACUUAAUGUAUGGUUUUUUUGACAAGAAACGACAUUGCUGUGUCAAAGGGUUGCUAUAACCUCGGAAUAUAGUUAUAUAUUUGUAUAUUUGUAGCUUGUACUGUACUGUAUACUUGUUUGUACUGUAAGCUGGUUCUAUCUUAUGUGAUUAAUAACUUGUGUGUUUUUCUUUGAUUGAUUAUUGAUGCACUUCAUUCAUGUUUGUUGAUUUGGGGAUUUUGCUACAGACUUGUAAAUAUCUAGAACAGAUAAAGGAUCAUCCUUGCUGCAACAAAUGAACCACCGGUGGGAAUACCAAUAUUUUCUUGCGUAACAAUAAUUCACCAUACAGCGUGAACCGUGACCAUGAAAUGUUUGGGGGUUCUCCCUCUCCUCCAUGCCUCUGGUGUGGUUCCCUGGAGAACCUAAUGGAACUCGACGCUGAAUGAUCACCCCUUCUUGCAGGGUAACCUGUCUUUAAUCUCUUCACAAUAAGCCUUUUAACCUUCUCGUGCCACUCCACAUCCCUACUCAAUGUAAUUCCCACCAGGAGCUGAAAGCUAACUUAGAUUCAUGCGUUGAACCUACUUAUGUAAAAAAAAAACAUGUUUACUGCAGCCAUCGUGUUCAAACUUUUCUUUUUAACUUUUCCAUUGCAGCUAAUACUUUUGUUCAUAACUGUUUUAACGACUUUGCGUCUACAUAAUGAAAUGCCCAUGCCCAGAGCUCAACCAACACAGAAAUGAAUCUCUUUCUAAAUCAAUUUGGUCUCCGGAGACAAUCUCAUAUUGGGGAAAAAGUGACUGCUGCUUUGAGAAAGUGACUUUGUUCCAGUUUAAAUUGAUGUCAGAAUCAAUGGAUUUUAAAAUUCCCGAGGGAUCCGCUAAUUGCUCAGAUUAUUCAAUAACUAACCUGCAGUAAGUGUCUCUUCUCUCAGUUGAAUGUACAACUCAUCCUCACAUUUCAAGAGUUUCGACAGUUGUUUUCUGUGAAUGUUUUUUCAACAGUAUAGUAUGGGUGUAAGGGCUAUGAACCCAUGUCCCUCUUGGUUCACAAUAACAGUAGGCUCUGUUUCAGUGCAAGCACAAUAUAUAAUACUUCAGAGACUGAUGUCGCAAGCCCUCAAGGAAAACAUUAUACAAAUAUCGGCUGAUGUUUGAACACAAUCCGGGAGGGAUUUUUGAUUUAAUCUUCAUACGAAUUAUGGUUUAAGUUAUAAGUAGACAAUACAGAGCCGUGACACAGAGAGCCAACUAGAAACAGACUUCACAGCCUUUGCAUUCUCAUCAUCCUGUUUGGCUAUUACAACUUCCCAGAGCCCUGCCUUAGCCUAGAUGUAGAAAAACUCAAAUUUAUUUUCAUUGUUUGUUCCUCUGCAGUUCUAAAGCUUUGAACGUGUUUUAAUUGUUAGAAUACAAUAUAUAACUGCUAACUGCUACUCAAGGUACUUACUAAUUAUUAUAUCGAACUAAGUUACCGAAUGUCUCUCUGAAACCGAGACACAAGGUUUAUGAUUCACUCUGUUGACAUAACAUUGACCAAAAAAGGAUGAAAACCACCUAUUUCCUGGGAUAAAAGUACAUCUAUGUUCGUAAUUUUUUCUCCUGAACUGUUCCGCCCAUGUUGCACGUGAAAGAGAACAUUUUCUGCUCCUCCACUACAGUGCCACAGUGAAGGUGGCGUCACUGAAAUCAUGUCUGCUUCAUUCUUAAGAUGUAUCUGGUGAGAAGUGCCUGAAUAAAAUGCAUUAAAACAUAACAA